This is a messenger RNA of Peromyscus californicus insignis, 775 nucleotides long. RefSeq names its product Spi-C transcription factor (gene Spic). Gene Ontology annotation, cellular component: nucleus. NCBI's taxonomy places the organism in Eukaryota, Metazoa, Chordata, Mammalia, Rodentia, Cricetidae. The record is from RefSeq and is a predicted model, not a curated record. Gene Ontology annotation, molecular function: sequence-specific DNA binding; DNA-binding transcription factor activity, RNA polymerase II-specific. The transcript has 5 exons. The coding region runs from base 1 to 771 and encodes 256 amino acids. Gene Ontology annotation, biological process: regulation of transcription by RNA polymerase II; cell differentiation.
AUGGCCAAGAAGCUGAACUCCCAAAUUGCACCGCUGUUGCCACAGCCUUGCACUGAGCAAGACAGCCUGGGUCAAGUAUUUGAGGAUGCUUUUGAGGCGCUGACACAGCCUUCAGUUGGAGAACUUCAGUACUCCCCAGAUCAUAAUAAAAAUUACAUGGCCUUCCUUAACCAUUAUCCUCACAUCAGAGGCAGUUCCAGUUGGUGUGGAAUGUUACCCCCGGAAGAACCCACCUAUAACUGGAGAAAUGUAACUAAUGGUUCUGGGGACUUGUAUUUGGAAGAAAAUUUCCAUCAAUCUCUGCAGAGCAUAACUGAAAACCAGCUGGUACAAGCCACCCUCUUCCAGCAAAAAGGAGGAAAAGGCAGGAGGAAGCUUCGGCUGUUUGAAUACCUUUACGAAUCUCUGUGCAAUUCAGAGAUGGCAUCUUGUAUUCAGUGGGUCGAUAAAACCAAAGGCGUCUUUCAGUUUAUAUCAAAAAACAAAGAAAAGCUUGCUGAGCUUUGGGGGAAAAGAAAAGGUAACCGAAAACCCAUGACUUACCAAAAGAUGGCCAGAGCCCUGAGGAACUAUGCCAGGACUGGAGAGAUCACGAAAAUCCGGAGAAAGCUGACCUACCAGUUCAGCGAAGCUGUUCUCCAAAGACUCUCUCCAUCUCCCUUCCUGGGGAAAGACCUCUUCUACUCACAGUAUGGCCAGCCUGAUCAGGAAUAUCUCAGCUUGAGCCCCUGGAAUGCAAACUACUACGCUUAUGCCGGUUACCAGAACUAAGCCA